Cyanidioschyzon merolae strain 10D is the source of this 189-nucleotide messenger RNA. Its product is annotated as 40S ribosomal protein S30. Bases 1 to 189 code for a protein of 62 amino acids. Gene Ontology annotation, cellular component: ribosome; cytosolic small ribosomal subunit. The transcript has a single exon. Gene Ontology annotation, biological process: translation. Gene Ontology annotation, molecular function: structural constituent of ribosome. The record is from RefSeq and is a predicted model, not a curated record. Lineage: Eukaryota; Rhodophyta; Bangiophyceae; Cyanidiales; Cyanidiaceae.
AUGGGUAAGGUUCACGGAUCACUGGCGCGUGCGGGUAAGGUCAAGGCACAAACCCCGAAAGUGGCGAAGCAGGAGAAACCUAAAAAGCCCCGCGGAAGAGCGAACCUGAGAGCAAAGUACAACCGCCGUUUUGUGAACGUCGCCACGGGGCCAGGGAGGAAGCGUGGUCCCAACGCCCAGACGCUUUGA